Molecule: messenger RNA, 1552 nt
Organism: Suillus fuscotomentosus
Lineage: Eukaryota; Fungi; Basidiomycota; Agaricomycetes; Boletales; Suillaceae
Product: 60Kd inner membrane protein-domain-containing protein
Exons: 5
Coding region: 66-1340 (424 amino acids)
Biological process (GO): protein insertion into mitochondrial inner membrane from matrix; mitochondrial respiratory chain complex IV assembly
Cellular component (GO): mitochondrial inner membrane
Molecular function (GO): membrane insertase activity
Source: RefSeq, a predicted model, not a curated record
UUACAGUUCGAGUUGCGAAGGUGGUGGUCAGCUUGAGCAGAGUGUAGGCUUGACAUUAAAAAUUGAUGCUUCUGCCUUCAACGGUACGCGUAGGCAUUCGCCUGGGUCCAAGGGUUUCUGGUGCAAGAAUAUGGCCGCAAGUGUCUCAAAACCAAACGCGGUUUUUAACCUUGCCGCAUUCAAAAAUUACGCCGAGGGUGAUCUCUUCCCGGCACAUACCGCAUACUCGUAACUUCUGGUGGUCAAAAUCAAAAUCGGCGAUACCUGAGCAGCAGGCGGCGUCGGUAGUGGAGUCAGCACCAGCUUCCAGUAGCAACAUCGGUACCACUGUUGUGGACUUGGAAUCAGCAACAACAACCAGUGCAGCGACACUGGAGCUAGACUCUGCUCCGAUACCAGUGACUACCACGCAGGAUAGUUUAACAGCCGUUGUUGAUAGCGGUGCGGGUAUCGAUAUUCCUGCGCUUGACACCGUCAUUCGACCACUUCAAUAUGGAGAUUUAGCAGAACUAGGCCUCGCUGGCUGGUCACCGGCUGGUAUCAUAAGGUGGUCAUUCGAACUUCUACAGGUCAGCACUGGAAUGCCGUGGUUUUACACGAUCAUUGCUGGCACACUUCUGUGGCGUGUGCUCAUUUUACCUGCCAAUAUCAUGAGCCUUCGCAACUCGUCGCGUUUACUUCCCUAUACCGAUAAACUGCAGGCCGUGACGGCGGAAUGGAAAUCAAUCGACACCAGCGACCGCAUUGCGUUGCAGCGUAUAUCCCUGAAGAGACAGAAAAUUUACGAAAAAGCGGGAGCCCGGGUGCUUCCUUCGAUUAUCAUGCCCUUUGUUCAAAUCCCAGUCACACUGGGUUUGUUCUUUGCUGUCAGGAAGAUGACCAUGCUUCCUGUAGAACAGCUCAAGCAGAGCGGCGUCUUUUUUCUGCCUGACUUGACUAUGUCAGACCCGUACUAUAUCCUACCCAUCUUGUCCACUGUUGCCAUCAACAUCCAAAUGUCGGUGAUGAAAAAUGACGUUAAUUUUGCUGAGCGUCCCGACAUGGCCCAUCUCAUGAAUUUCAUGCGCAUCUUUUCGUUCAUGAGUGUCCCUCUCAUGGGCUCACUGCCUAGCGGUUUGUGGUUGUCCAUUCUGACUGGUGUAGCAGUGUCAUGCCUGCAGUCCUUCAUCCUGCAACGUACAACAGUGCGCAGGUGGCUCAAGAUAACUCCCCGUGUAGAACCAAAGGUCAAACCACCCACCAUGAUGGAAUCUAUGCAGUAUGCAAAAUCGUGGUACAUGAGCAAGAGGAGUGAGAUUAUCGCUGCUCGAACUCAGGGAGAAAAGACCCGGAGGAGAUGAAAUAAGCAGCCAACAUGCAUAGAGUGUCCUAUUGUAUAUCUCAUCCAUUAAUACACCCAGGUUUCUGCUCGUUCCCCAACUCCCACGAAGUGGGAGAAGGGUUUUGUCAGACGCAAACAUGCUCAUUUUUCUGUCAAUGGACGUGUCGUGGGAAUUGAUUACGUACAUAACUGAGACAUUACGAUUCACUGUCUUUAUUCAUUUAUUUUCAC